Molecule: messenger RNA, 2835 nt
Organism: Hibiscus syriacus
Lineage: Eukaryota; Viridiplantae; Streptophyta; Magnoliopsida; Malvales; Malvaceae
Product: alpha,alpha-trehalose-phosphate synthase [UDP-forming] 1-like
Exons: 17
Coding region: 1-2835 (944 amino acids)
Biological process (GO): trehalose biosynthetic process
Cellular component (GO): cytosol
Molecular function (GO): alpha,alpha-trehalose-phosphate synthase (UDP-forming) activity
Source: RefSeq, a predicted model, not a curated record
AUGACUGGAAACAAGUACAACGGUAACACGAGCCAUAUAUCAACUCGUGUUGAACGUCUUUUGCGAGAAAGAGUGUUAAGGGAGCAAAGGAAGAACAUUAGAGCUUCAUAUACGAAUGACCUGAUUGAUAAUCACAGGGGAGAUGACGUAUUUGAGAAUGGCCGAUUUUAUCGAGAAGGUGACAACUCCGGAGUUGCUUUACUUGAGCAAUACUUGGAAGAGGCUGCAGUUGUAAGGCCUUUCCGGCAACGACUUCUGGUAGUGGCAAAUAGGCUUCCGGUUUCAGCGAUUCGGAGAGGUGAAGACUCGUGGUCGCUGGAAAUAAGUGCUGGAGGUCUAGUGAGUGCUCUUUUGGGUGUCAAGGAGUUCGAAGCAAGGUGGAUUGGAUGGGCCGGUGUAAAUGUUCCGGAUGAGAUUGGACAAAAGGCUCUUACUAAAGCAUUGGCCGAAAAGCGGUGUAUCCCGGUCUUUCUCGAUGAAGAGAUUGUUCAUCAGUACUACAAUGGUUAUUGCAACAACAUUUUGUGGCCCCUUUUUCACUAUCUUGGACUUCCACAAGAAGAUCGCCUCGCUACAACAAGAAGUUUCCAGACACAGUUUGCUGCAUAUAAGAAAGCGAAUCAAAUGUUUGCUGAUGUCGUAAAUGCAAACUACGAAGAUGGAGAUGUCAUUUGUUGCCAUGACUAUCACCUCAUGUAUCUUCCGGAAUGCCUGAAGAAAUAUAACACCAAAAUGAAAGUUGGUUGGUUUCUCCAUACGCCAUUCCCUUCUUCCGAAAUUCAUAGGACACUGCCAUCCCGAUCCGAGCUUUUGCGUUCAGUUCUCGCAGCUGACUUGGUUGGUUUUCAUACCUAUGACUACGCCAGACAUUUUGUUAGUGCCUGUACUCAAAUUCUCGGACUUGAAGGGACACCUGAAGGUGUUGAGGAUCAAGGAAGGAUGACCCGUGUCGCUGCAUUUCCAAUUGGCAUAGACUCGGACAGGUUCAUACGAGCUCUUAAGCUUUCUCAAGUCCAAGAACACAUCAAAGAAUUGAAAGAAAGGUUUGCAGGCCGAAAGGUAAUGCUUGGCGUCGAUCGUCUUGAUAUGAUCAAAGGAAUUCCACAAAAGCUACUGGCAUUCGAAAAGUUCCUUGAGGAAAAUCCGUACUGGUGUGGUAAGGUAGUUUUGCUGCAAAUUGCAGUGCCAACAAGAACCGAUGUUCCUGAAUAUCAGAAACUUACGAGCCAGGUUCAUGAAAUUGUUGGACGUAUUAAUGGACGAUUUGGAACAUUGACUGCUGUUCCCAUACACCACCUGGACCGCUCUCUCAACUUUCAUGCACUAUGUGCGUUAUAUGCUGUUACUGAUGUAGCAAUUGUGACAUCUUUAAGGGAUGGUAUGAACCUCGUUAGUUACGAGUUUGUUGCUUGCCAAGACGCAAAGAAAGGAGUCCUCAUUCUCAGUGAAUUUGCCGGUGCCGCACAAUCUCUGGGUGCAGGAGCGAUCUUAGUGAAUCCUUGGAACAUCAUCGAAGUGGCUGCUUCGAUCGGGCAGGCUUUGAACAUGCCAGCCGAAGAAAGGGAGAAGCGACACUGCCAAAAUUUUCAUCAUGUAAUAAUGCAUACAGCUCAAGAAUGGGCUGAAACAUUUGUAAGUGAAUUGAACGACACUGUUGUAGAAGCACAACUGAGGUCAAGCAAAGUGCCUCCCGAGCUUCCUCAAAACGAUGCAAUGGAACGUUAUUUGUUGUCUAGCAACCGACUGCUAAUACUGGGUUUUAAUGCAACAUUAACCGAACCAAUAGACACUCCGGGGAGUAGAGGCGGUCAAAUCAAGGAAAUGGAACUUAAAUUGCAUCCGGAGUUAGGAGAACCCUUAACAACUCUCUGUAAUGAUCCAAAGACGACGGUGGUUGUCCUCAGUGGGAGCGACAGGCGUGUUUUGGAUAAGAACUUCGGGAAGUACAACAUGUGGUUGGCUGCAGAAAACGGUAUGUUUCUACGACAUACGAAGGGAGACUGGAUGACAACAAUGCCAGAACACUUGAAUUUGGAAUGGGUUGAUAGUGUGAAGCAUGUUUUCGAGUAUUUCACCGAAAGAACACCAAGAUCACAUUUUGAUUUCCGGGACACAUCGCUUGUGUGGAAUUACAAGUAUGCAGAUGUUGAAUUUGGAAGACUUCAAGCAAGAGACAUGCUGCAGCAUCUCUGGACCGGACCAAUUUCAAAUGCAUCUGUCGAUGUUGUUCAAGGAAGUCGUUCAGUUGAGGUGCGAGCAGUUGGCGUAUCGAAGGGGGCAGCCAUUGAUCGUAUUUUAGGAGAGAUUGUUCACAGUAAAUCGAUGACAACACCGAUCAAUUAUGUUAUUUGCAUCGGGCAUUUUCUGGGGAAGGACGAAGAUGUUUACACCUUUUUCGAACCCGAGCUAUCUUUCAAUGCAUUAAGUGUGGCAAGAAGCAAGCCAUUUGACGGGCCAAAGUUAUUACCUGCCGAAAGAAGUCCUCAAUUGAAGCUUCCGGCAAGCAGAAGUGGAGCUAAAUCAUCAUCACUAACAAAGUCGCAACAACCGUUCCCGACUCCUGACCGAAAACCCAGAACUUAUUAUAGUAGCGAGAGUUUACAACGUCCAUCGGUACCGGAAAAGAUCUCAUGGAGCGUGCUUGAUCUCCAAGGAGAUAACUACUACUCCUGUGCAGUUGGACGCACUCGGACAAGUGCUCGAUAUUUUCUCAGUUCAACGGAUGAUGUUGUCUCAUUCCUGAAUAGACUAGUGAAUGCCUCUCCUUCAUACGCCAUGGUGUUCGGUCCAACUCAUUCGAACAUAGGCAUAAGGUCUAAUCUUCCAAAUAUAUAA